Molecule: messenger RNA, 297 nt
Organism: Linum tenue
Lineage: Eukaryota; Viridiplantae; Streptophyta; Magnoliopsida; Malpighiales; Linaceae
Source: the annotation of a GenBank genome assembly
AUGAAGUCGAGCCUGGACACGUGCAUCCAGAACUACGACAAGGCCAUCGCCAGCUUGGACACUGCCAAGGAGGCGUGCAAGGCCUGCGACAAGGACAAGGAUACCAACAAGGACAAGAAGUGCAGCCCCAAGCACGUUAGCAAGGUGAAUUUCAUGCUCAGCGCUGCUGUUUCGAACUUCAGCGCAUGCGAGGAGGCCCUGAAUGACGCCGGAUCGCCCCCCAAGCCAUGGGUUAAGGACGAUGCCAUGGUUGAGGGGACGAAUAUCUUGUUGGAAGUUGCCAAGAAGAUUAAGUGA